CAGGUGUCUCCACUGUCCCGGCAGCUCCCGGCGGGUCCCGCAGCAGCGACGGGCGAUGGGGCGAAUCCCCCACAGACCGGGCAGCCCUUGGACAGGGAUUCUCCUGGCAGCCUCCGUCCUGGGCUCCUGCCUCCAGCCGGCGCCGGCCCAGACCCCAGUGACCACCACCCCGCCGAGCACGGUGCAGAUACGGAGCCCAACUAGCCCUGUCCUCUCCACGGUGGAUCUGCACGUCUCUGAAAUCCUGCCCAAGCCCACGGUGACGCCCGGCCAAAUCCAGGUGCUGGAGAACUGGACCUUCACCCUCACGUGUAACGGCUCCCCCAGCGCCGACACCGUGCUCUGGCUCCGGGACGAGGUGUCCCUCGUGCCCAGUGAGCGGCUGGUGCUGUCCUCUGACAACCGGACCCUCACGGUGCUGGGUGUCACCCGGGGCGACGCCGGCGCCUACCAGUGCGAGGUCAGGAACCCCAUCAGCACCAACCGCAGCGAGCCCAGCACCGUGACGCUGGCCUGUGAGUAACUGCAGCCCCGUCCCCCAGCCGUGCUGCCCCUGGCCCUGCCG
This is a messenger RNA of Chrysemys picta bellii (western painted turtle), 565 nucleotides long. The record is from RefSeq and is a predicted model, not a curated record. Lineage: Eukaryota; Metazoa; Chordata; Testudines; Emydidae.